UCAGAGGGGAAAACGCUGCAAUAAACUGUGCUACAAUGAGAAGUGCUUUAUUUCAAAGCCUUCUCUUAAUUACAGCUGGAAUGUCCUCAACUUGCAGCCCCAUCUCUACUCCUAUGGCUGAUAGCACUACACAACUUGCAGUGGAUCUCUACCAAGUUCUUCAUUGCUCUUCUAAAGAGGAGAACAUCAUACACUCGCCGCUUGGUGUUGCUUUACUUCUUGGAACGGUGCAGUUGGGGGCAAAGGGGAAAGCACUUAAUGAGAUAACACAAGCUUUGAAACUGCAAGGAAAUAAAGAUGGUGAAGAAUUCUCUCUGCUCCAGACACUAUUCUCUGUCACCUCAGAAAAGAAAGAAUUUACAUUUAAUCUUGCAAAUGCCCUCUACCUUCAAGAAGGAUUCAUUGUAAAAGAACAGUAUCUCCAUAGCAACAAGGAAUUUUUUCAGACUGCUAUAAAACUGGUGAAUUUCCAAGACACAAAAGCUUGCACAGAGGCCAUAAGUACCUGGGUAGAAAACAAAACAGAUGGCAAAAUAAAAAAUAUCAUUUCAAGUGAAGAAUUUGGUCCUCUCACUAGGCUUAUUCUGGUGAAUGCUAUUUACUUCAAAGGAGACUGGAAGCAGAAGUUCAGACCAGAAGCUACCCAUGAGAUGGAUUUUACUAAGAGAGAUGGUUCUGUAACUAAGAUACCAAUGAUGCAUCUUGAGCUGAGAACAAAGUUUGGUCAUUUUUCUGACAAUAAUGUGAGCUACCAGGUUUUGGAAUUACCUUACAAAGGGAAGGAGUUCAGCUUAGUUUUAACACUUCCUUCAGAAGGUGUAACUAUAGAAGAAGUAGAAAAACUAAUUACAGCUCAGCUGAUAAAAGACUGGUUUGCUGAAACACAAGAGGAAGACGUAGAAAUAAGCCUCCCUAGGUUUAAAAUAGAACAGACAGUGAACUUACAAGAAACGCUGCGCUCCCUCAAUGUAACAGAGAUAUUUAGUGGCGGCUGUGACCUUUCUGGAAUAACAGAAUCAUCUGACAUACACAUUUCUAAAGCCAUCCAAAAAGUUUGUAUUGAGGUCAAUGAAGAUGGCAGUGAAGCUGCAGCAUCCUCAAGUACACAUAUGGCAGCAAUCAUGAGUAUGUCACAUAACCAGUUUGUGGCUAACCGCCCAUUCCUAUUUAUCCUGAAACAUAACCCAACAGGUUCAAUUGUGUUUAUGGGAAGGCUGGCAAACCCUGACAUUCAAAACACAAGGAGAAGAGAUAUGGAGUCACUAUAAUCAUAACAAAGACAGAAAAAAUGUAAUGUUCUAAAAUUAAAGUCUGAUCAUUAUUAC
Mauremys mutica (yellowpond turtle) is the source of this 1325-nucleotide messenger RNA. RefSeq names its product serpin family I member 2 (gene SERPINI2). Lineage: Eukaryota; Metazoa; Chordata; Testudines; Geoemydidae. Gene Ontology annotation, molecular function: serine-type endopeptidase inhibitor activity. Bases 36 to 1268 code for a protein of 410 amino acids. The transcript is spliced from 8 exons. Gene Ontology annotation, biological process: negative regulation of endopeptidase activity. The record is from RefSeq and is a predicted model, not a curated record.